This is a messenger RNA of Symbiodinium necroappetens, 501 nucleotides long. The record is from the annotation of a GenBank genome assembly. NCBI's taxonomy places the organism in Eukaryota, Dinophyceae, Suessiales, Symbiodiniaceae.
AUGGCCGUCGCACGAGGUCGCACCGCUCGCGCUGCCCUGCUCUUGGCUCUCGUCGUGCCUGCCACGCUUUGCUUCACCGGCGCCUUCGCCCCGGCGGUGGAGAGCCGCGCAGCUCGGCAGGCCGAGGCCGCGGCCGCGAGCAGCAGCGGCUCCUCCGUGGCUCUCGUGAAGGAGGAUUCCGAUGUCGCCUCCGUGCUGAAGGGCGUGUCCAGUGCCUCCCUCGAGGCCGUGAAUUUUGUGGACUACAUCAACUCCAAGUAUGACGUGACCUCCAAGGUGGGCACUGCCCUGAACGAUGCGUUGGACAAGUCCGACGGCGAGACCUCCUCCUCAGUGAAGUCCUCCUUGGACUCGGUUGGCGAUGCCAUCACUAGCUUCGACAAGGACGUUGGCAUCAAGGAUACCCUCGGCUCGCUGAUCCUUUCCGGCACGGACCUUGCCAGCCAGUUGGCCACCAAGGCUCCACGGGCCUGUCGGGUUCUCCCUUUCGAAGGGUCGUAA